This is a messenger RNA of Aspergillus wentii DTO 134E9, 1340 nucleotides long. Its product is annotated as CCCH zinc finger DNA binding protein. Lineage: Eukaryota; Fungi; Ascomycota; Eurotiomycetes; Eurotiales; Aspergillaceae. The transcript is spliced from 5 exons. Bases 26 to 1306 code for a protein of 426 amino acids. Gene Ontology annotation, molecular function: metal ion binding. The record is from RefSeq and is a predicted model, not a curated record.
GACACUUCAAAGUACAGUGAUAGUAAUGGAUCUAUCCGCGAUAAAAAAACGCCAUAAAGCGCUGCUGGAGGUGGAGGAUAGCAAGGAUGUGAUUAUUGAGGAACUGUGUUCUCGUAUCGAGUCUCUUGAGAAGGAUAUCAGUGAGAAAGAGAGUGAGUUGGAGGAUAAAAAGGUUAUCGUGGAUGAUGCCAAGGGCAAGUCGAAGAAAUGGAAGGGCGAAGUUGAUGAGUUGAAGCGUGAGAGGGCAAAACUGAGUUAUGUCUCUGUCCUCAUCGACGGUGAUUGUAUGAAUUUCCACGACACCCUAAUCCAAAAAGGCCACAGCGGCGGCCACGAAACCGUGCAAACCCUCUUAACCUCUAUCAACGCUCACGUCCAAGACCUCGACAAUCCCAUCCACCCCAUCCAGUGCAGAAUCCGAGUGUACGCCAACGUGAACGGGCUGGGCAAGACGUAUCGCAAUGCGGGGAUUAUAUCCGACGAAGAGACUCUGGUGUCGUUCAUUCAGGGCUUCAAUAUGGAGAAUGGAUUGUGUGACUUUGUCGAUGCGGGGGGUGGGAAGGAGUGUUCGGAUGUUAAGUUGAGGGCCCUUUUCGAACAAGACAUCCAAGACACGCAUUGUACGAGAAUCAUCUUCUGCGGGUCGUCAGAUAACGGCUACGCACGACUACUCGGUCCUCACCGAGGAUGUAAUCGUAUAUCACUCAUCCAAGGACCGCCGUUCGCAUGGGAGAUGAAAGAGCUGUCUACUCAUUUUCCUACUGCUUCCUUUCCGGAUGUUUUUCGAUCAACCAAAUUAAGCAGACGAGUCUCGUUCAGCCAGACUACGCCACCAAGUUCACCUCCCCAGCCAGCAGCACCAGCAGCACCAGCCAACUAUGCCUCUGCAGCAAAGGCAACACCACCCCCACAACCACCCUCUCCCUCUCCCUCCCCAGAAAGAAAAGUCCCCAAAAUCCCUAUAUUGAAGAACUCCUACGGGCAGCGCAUCGACCGCCCCCUCCGCUUCUCCACCCGCGACCAGGUCGAUUCCCUAAAACAGCUCAAACUGUGCAACCAAUACCACAUUCUGGGCGUAUGCUCGUACGGGGAAUUCUGCAGCCACAGCCACGAGCCGAAAUUGAGCGCUACGCAGGUCGAGGAUUUAAAGUAUAUUGCUAGAUCGCGGGUUUGUGCGAGGGGUUUGGAGUGUGAAGAUGAGGGGUGUGUUUGUGGGCAUCGGUGUCCGAGGGAGAGUUGUGGGGGGUUUGGGUGGAAUGGGUGUCGGUUUCCGAGGUAUAUGCAUGGGGUUGAUACUUCUGUUUAGUAGCUUACUGGGUCGUUCAUUGUUGGUGUGUUUG